AUGAAGCCUCUUACCGGCAGCGAGCCUUGGAUUUGGGGAUCGAGUUCAAGCAGUUUAAUGGCUUUCAUUCAACUAAAAAGAACCUCGACAAGUCAAAAAAAACUAGAAACUGCUGUUGGAAGGAUCUUCGGCUUAGACCUAGAUCUUGUCAACUUGCGCAAGGAGGUCUACGACGAUAAUUGCCGUACUCCAGAAAUGGAGUUUGGCACCGCUGAGGAAGAUGCUUUCAGACGUGAUGCAACUGCAAAUGCCCUGUUCUUUGACCUGCAAAACCGAAAGGUUGCCGACUUUACUCGCAGAGGCCUGGAUGAUCUGUAUGCUGGCAUAAUGCGGACACCACUCGAGCCGAGGCAGACCUUUCUCGACGAUCCCUUGCGCGUGCUACGUCUCAUUCGCAUAGGCAGUAAACUCGGUUUCACUCUUGAUCCCGAAGCUCUGAGCUGCAUCAAAGAGCACGAAAUUCACGCUGCUCUUGACGAGAAGGUCAGCCGAGAGAGAGUUGGGAUCGAGGUCUCUAAGACGAUCAAGAACCGGAAUCCCGAGCUAUCCUUUUCCUUAACCCACAAGACCGAUCUUUAUGGAACUGUCUUCCUGUCGUUGCGCUCUCCUCUGCAUGAGCCCCUUCGUCAUCUCCUCCCCCAGGAACCCGAAAGGCCAUGGCCACCCACUUGGUCUCGGGCAAUCAACGCUAUCACGAUGUUAGCGCAGGAUCCAGCAAGAGAUUUUUGGUCUUUGAUGGAAUCGGAGAAACAAAAAGACAUGCUUUGGGCGAUGGUCGCCUAUACUCCGUUGGCAGGGCUGAAUACCAAGGAUCAUAAGCUUGCCGUUGACGAAGCUAUAAAUGCCCCGAGGGGCACCAGGCAACUUUACAAGCUUAUCGAAUCGUCUCUAGGGAACUUGGAAUCUAUUCGAUCCACCACGGAACUGGUUGUCAGCUCUACUCCAUCCCGGGGCACAAUAGGGAUGAGGAUCCGAAGAUGGGGAGUCUUAUGGGGCCUACAGGUUCUUUUCUCGGCUCUUGGAGGGAUAGUAUACUUGAGGCCACAACCGGAAUCUCCAGACUCGAGCCAGGAGGAAAUAGAUAAAGUUUUAUAG
Fusarium subglutinans is the source of this 1095-nucleotide messenger RNA. Its product is annotated as poly A polymerase head domain protein. NCBI's taxonomy places the organism in Eukaryota, Fungi, Ascomycota, Sordariomycetes, Hypocreales, Nectriaceae. Gene Ontology annotation, biological process: tRNA 3'-terminal CCA addition. The transcript has a single exon. Gene Ontology annotation, molecular function: RNA binding; ATP:3'-cytidine-cytidine-tRNA adenylyltransferase activity. The record is from RefSeq and is a predicted model, not a curated record. The coding region runs from base 1 to 1095 and encodes 364 amino acids.